AUGACAACUGCGUGGACCACCAAGUUUGCUGGUAUGAAACUCCCUCUCGCCAUUCUCAGUUUCUAUGGACCCACAGACUUUGAGUCAGGGGACUUGGACAAGCGCCGAGCAGAAGAGUAUCCAGAGAGAACAAUGAAGAUUCAAAAUAUAAUCAAGGCACUGCCGAAGAAGCCGCUCACUCAAUACGAUGGAAACGGAAGGGAUACUACUGGUAUGGGCUGGGUUCGUCCCGGAGACCCGCGCUCCGAACUCGUCCUGUCGCUUUUCAAAGAAGGGAACGGCCUCUCACUUCUUCUGAACGGCCUACCUAGAUCCAAAAACGAAGAAAACUCAUCUGAAGACUUCUCUUCGGAAGACUCUGAGGACAGCUCCAAAGACGACACCGACGACGCUGAUACGUGGCUCCACGCUCCCGAUGCUGAACGCAUUGCAGCCAUUAGUCCGCUCGCACAGCUGCGCCGCGGCAAUUACACCGUCCCGACCUUCGUCAUCCAUGGAACCAGGGACGAAAUUGUACCUUACCACACCGCCGUCACGUUCGUUGACGCUCUGCACGCAGCUGGUGUUGAAGGACACUUGCUUACAGUGCAGGGGGCUAGGCAUAUCCACGAUGUGACGCUGAAGAUGGGAACUAGACAAUGGGAUGAGUCGGUGGCGCCUGGGUAUGAGUUUCUCUUGCGACACCUGAGAUGCUAA
Didymella exigua CBS 183.55 is the source of this 696-nucleotide messenger RNA. RefSeq lists its product as uncharacterized. Gene Ontology annotation, biological process: proteolysis. Gene Ontology annotation, molecular function: serine-type peptidase activity. The transcript has 2 exons. The record is from RefSeq and is a predicted model, not a curated record. NCBI's taxonomy places the organism in Eukaryota, Fungi, Ascomycota, Dothideomycetes, Pleosporales, Didymellaceae. Bases 1 to 696 code for a protein of 231 amino acids.